This is a messenger RNA of Zootoca vivipara (common lizard), 810 nucleotides long. Lineage: Eukaryota; Metazoa; Chordata; Lepidosauria; Squamata; Lacertidae. The record is from RefSeq and is a predicted model, not a curated record.
CUGAGCAACCUGCCCAUCUGAAGGAGCGACUCAGCUCUCCGUGAAAGUGGAAGAGGAAAAGCUCUGUCGCCACUGCUUUCCAGUUGCAAAUUUUGAGGAAUCUUCUGAAAGUGUUCCGUAAGAGGUCAAGCAGUCUCAAUGUCCCAGAUGGACUCCAGAAAUUUUUAUUCGUCACUAGUGAAAGGUAUUAAGAAUUUUGAUGUCACCGGGGGCUUCAACCCUUGCAAGCUUCUCGUCAAGGGAGACCGAGCUUUCCCUGUGCUGGUGAGUACAAAUGGCAAAAUACUAAUAGCCGCAUCCCAGUACGGGGCAGGCCAGAUGGUGGUGACGGCACACGAAGCCAUGCUGCAAAUGCCCCAAUUCCUGCCGUUCAUUAGAAACAGCCUAGAGUGGCUCAAGCCAUCCCCAACAGCAAAAGUGGGCGUCCAUCGGAACAUGGCCACUCUCUCUAAUCUGCUCAUCAGGAAUUCUGUUCAGGUGCAUCCGAAUGCCAUCCUUGGGGACUCCUUUGGGGUCUACUGUAUCAAUGCCUAUGACGACACACAAGCUCGCAGCCUUGUUCAGUUUGUAGAGAGAGGCGGGGGUCUGCUCAUUGGAGGGCAGACCUGGCAUUGGUCCUAUCAACAUGGAAAAGAGAAGGUGCUGGCUGAAUUUCCUGGCAACCGGGUGACUGGCGUGGCUGGAGUGUACUUCGCCGCCGCUACGGGAGACAAAGGGGUCUUCCCAGUGCAACAGGAUAUACCAGAGGUUUGCCCAAACCCUGAGUAAGUAUACCAAUUUAUCUCCAUUUAUUCUUGGGAGAAGAAGCAA